AAUUCCAAACAUCCUACCAGAAAAUGGGAGGAGCGAACGUUUCUUUUCUUUUUCCAGUUUCCUACUCUUUUUGUUUCUUUUUUCCCCAAAAAGUUGAUUAGCAUCAACUUUCCAAUACCCGUUUAGCUUAUUUCUCAUCAAAAAAAAAAAAGAAGCACCAACUUUCCAAUAUGGGAACCAAAAAAAACCCCGACUUUCAAAAUUAAAUUUUUGGGCUGUUGUCGUUGUUUUUUUAGUAUGUUUGUGGUCAUAUAAAGUUCUUUUCUUUUUUAUUAAAGGAAAGGUAUUUUUAUGUUUGAGGUGCCUUGGUGUCCCUUAUCUGUUCGUUUUGGAAAGGCAUUUACAUAUCAGUAUCAUGUAAAAGAGUUAAAAGAGACGGUCUUUCUGCCAGGGUAUCGCCUCGACUGGCUGAUACACACAAAGCAGCUUCUUUAUGCCUGGUUUUUGGCUCCACAUGCAUGUUGUGAUAUUUUUGGUUUUUGUUACUUGGUUCUAGUGUUUGAAGAAAGGCCGAUUUCGUUAACUUCAACUUCUUGGGGCAAAUUUGGACUUUUGCGGCUAUAGAUGACUGGAAGAAGCUCAUUGAUGUAAGGGACAGCUGCAAGAAGCUAUCUUGUUCUUUUCUGAGUUGUAUUUAUUAAGCCUGGUUGCGAUCCCAUCUUCAGAUAAGAAAAGGCUUCCAUUAUUCUGUAACUUGUUCUUUUAAUUCAGUGUCUCUCAAUAUCUUCUUCUGUUAGCUCGUUAUCUGGGUUGUAAGUCAAUUGGAAUAAAUAAAGUGGACUCAAGAUUUUGAGAAUUAUUCUUCUCUUGUGCAUGAAGUCUCGUGGAAUAUGAGGCACACUAGCUCUCCAAAUGGAACCUCUGAAUUUUGGCAGCGUCGGCUGCUUGCUUCCCUUUUUUUGGUGCAUGCAUGCUUCGUCUGGCUUCUGCUUUAAAUUUGCUGAGUAAAUUGUAGUUGCGUUUGUGCUUGUUCUUCUGAAGUUGUGAGAAGUAGUUGUUGCUUACAAGAUCUGUGAGUUCUGAAAGUUUUUUAAGAUUGUCCUUAAAUGAACACCCGGAGGAUCAACUUCCAUGAUCGCAACGAUGAUUCAUUAAACAGCUCUUCAUUUGAACUCCUAAACCCUUCUUGUGGAAAUUUCACUUCUCAGCAGGCAUGGAAUACAGGGUUUCCUUUCCAGACCACAUCACUGGAUUGUAGCCCUCGACAAUACGCUGCCAACUCCUCUGAUUCGUCCCUCUCCUCCGAGAAAGGCUCGCCGCAGCCAGACUUCAUGGCUCCUAAUCGUUCUAUUACUGCUCCUAUUUGUGUUGGAUCAACACCUUCUGACUUCUAUGCUGCUGAACGUUUAAUGGGUUUUCCUCCAUUGGAGUACCAAUUUGGCACCCCUCCAUUGCUGUCUAAAUCGCCAGGGAUUCACUUGGAAGCUUCACACAAUAGGCCUUCAGAGUCAUAUAUGUGUGUUAAUACAGUGAAGCAAAGUGAUUUCGGUUGCCAGACUGGGGAUGCAUUAGAAUCGAUCACGAAAUUUCCUCUGCAAGAAAGUGGAACUUCUAGAUUUUCUGAUAAUACAAACAGAUUCCCAUGUAGAGAUCAUCAGGAGAUUGAGCUUCGAUCAUUGCUGCAAAGCCAGCAAAGCGAUGGGUAUUCCACUUUGGACUCCAGGCACUUAUAUUCACCUCAAGGGAUUCAUGAUCCUUGCGUUGGAUAUAAUCUAUCGAAUGCUUCAGCAGCAAAACCAAGUUUUCAGCCUCCAACCGAGAAACAACUAGUGAAAACUUCGGUGGGUCGCCCUGCUACUCCUACUGGUGUUUCAUCUGGAACAUCUGUGCCAAAUAAAACACGGAUUAGGUGGACUCAAGAUCUCCAUGAGCGGUUUGUCGAAUGCAUUAAUCGCCUUGGAGGUGCAGAGAAGGCAACUCCUAAGGGAAUUCUGAAGCUGAUGAAUUUGGAUGGAUUAACCAUAUAUCAUAUCAAGAGCCACUUACAGAAAUACAGGAUUGCCAAGUACAUGCCGGAGUCUUCCGAAGGCAAAUUUGAGAAAAGAGCCUCUGUAAAUGACAUGCGACAGCUUGAUCCAAAAACUGGAAUGCAGAUCACAGAAGCACUGCAGCUUCAACUUGAUGUCCAAAGGCGUCUUCAUGAGCAGCUGGAGAUUCAACGAAAUUUGCAAUUGCGAAUCGAAGCACAGGGCCGAAAGCUUCGGCAAAUGUUUGAGCAGCAACUCAAAGCAAAUGCAAACCUCACUGAGUCUCAAAACUUGGAGAACCUGUUUCCAGAUGAGCAGCCAAUAUCUCUGGAUGAUGAUGUUCAGAUACUAAAUGUUGAAGAUGGAUCUCAAAAUACCAACUUUCCAUCAAAAAUUAGUUAGCUUUAAGCUUGUCUCUGAUUGGAUGUCAUAUAAAUUGAAGUUGGAGGUGCGACUCAAAAUAUCAGUUUCAUAGCUCAGUGAAAUUGAUCAGAAGCUUUCUCCAAUAAAAUUGUAGUUUAAAGUAGGUGUCUCUUAGCAGGUUUUCUACACGAGGAGAAGCAGCAUGAAAAUUUUCAGUAAGUUGAUUGAAUGUCAUAUGCUGCAAGACUGACAAGGAGAAAUGCCAAAAUAAGAUCCAUAGAUUGUCUUUAGAUAGCAGCAUAAGGAUGUAUGGACCUUGCUUAUGUAAUCUAUGUUGGGCACUUCAGGAUAUUGUUAUCACAUUUUUGGUCGCCUGUGAAUUUACUAGACCAAAUUUAUAAGUUGUCCAAAAGAUUCAACAAUCCUUUUCUUUUAUCUGUUUAACCUUUUGUGAUUUCCAAAGUUUCUCCAUUGUAGAUAAAGGU
Messenger RNA from Phoenix dactylifera (date palm), 2815 nucleotides. RefSeq names its product myb family transcription factor RLI1-like. The record is from RefSeq and is a predicted model, not a curated record. Gene Ontology annotation, molecular function: DNA-binding transcription factor activity; DNA binding. Lineage: Eukaryota; Viridiplantae; Streptophyta; Magnoliopsida; Arecales; Arecaceae.